AUUAAACAUUGGGCAUGCACCUGAACACUGUCCAAAACUAAAUUCCAAGAAGCCAUCAGACCUUGAAAAGUAGCAAAGAUGCAACAAAACAAAACAAUAGCAUCACCGCUAUCUUCCCUUCAAAGCAACCAGUUUAACUUCCCUUAGUUUGACUUCUCUUUUAGAAUCUUUGCCUCCCCAAUACCUUUUAUUUUUCCCUUUAUCUUCACUCACAAACUAUCAAAGCAAGCUCAGAUAAAUCUUUUCUUUGAUAGAAAGGUAUAGUUUCCCCCCCCCCCUUAAUUCUGGGUAUGUUUAAUCAUUUGGAACUUCUUGAUUCUUGCACUAAAAAAAGAGUGAUCACGAAUUCCAGUCUUUCAAUGGGUUUUCUUCGGAAGUUGUUUUAAUGAGGUUGAUGGAAGGGAAAUGAGAAGGAGAUAAUAAGUGCUGCUUGGUGUACUUGUUGGGUUCAUGAUGGAGUUACUUGCUUCUAUUGGCUGCCAUUUUCGAAUUCCUUUGAAAACCAUGUGGUUAUGGAUAUCUUUGGUACUUGUGCUGCAAUAUAGUAAAUCUGUGCUUUCAGAUUCCAACUAUUUAAUUGGGCUGGGGAGCUAUGACAUUACUGGGCCAGCAGCCGACGUUAAUAUGAUGGGAUAUGCUAACACAGAACAAAUUGCUUCGGGGAUUCACUUUAGGCUGCGAGCUCGGUCAUUUAUCGUGGCAGAGCCACAAGGGAAACGAGUAGUUUUUGUUAAUCUCGAUGCUUGCAUGGCUUCACAAUUAGUGACUAUAAAGGUUCUUGAGAGAUUGAAAGCAAGGUAUGGGAACUUAUAUACUGAACAGAAUGUUGCUAUCAGUGGUAUUCACACCCACGCAGGUCCUGGUGGUUAUCUCCAAUAUGUGGUGUAUAUUGUUACAUCUCUUGGAUUUGUCCAUCAGUCAUUUGAUUCCCUGGUAGAUGGCAUCGAGAAAAGUAUUGUACAAGCUCAUGAAAAUCUCCAACCUGGAUCAAUUUUUGUGAACAAGGGAGAGCUAUUAGAUGCCGGAGUAAACCGUAGUCCGAGUGCCUAUCUCAAUAACCCUGCAUCAGAGCGGAGCAAAUAUAAGUACAAUGUUGAUAAAGAAAUGACCCUUUUAAAGUUUGUAGAUGACCAAUGGGGUCCAGUGGGUAGCUUCAACUGGUUUGCAACUCAUGGAACAUCAAUGAGUCGUACAAACUCUCUGAUCAGUGGUGAUAACAAGGGUGCAGCAGCACGAUUUAUGGAAGAUUGGUUUGAGCAGAACAGUGCUAAAAGUGAUGAAUUGGGUACUGAUGAAAUACCUCGAAGAGUUUCGAGCAUCAUUUCUAGUAUUCAUAAUAAUCACCAUGAGUUGCUGGAGCUUGCUUCAUCCUUCCAGUCUUCUCCUGGUAAACCUGCAACCAGGAUUUCGAGUGCUGCUAGACGUGUCAGGAGUGCUCUUCGACAGGCUGAUAAGCCAGGAUUUGUGUCUGCAUUUUGCCAAACAAAUUGUGGUGAUGUUAGUCCCAAUGUACUUGGAGCAUUUUGUAUCGACACUGGUGUUCCUUGUGACUUCAAUCAUAGUACCUGUGGUGGAAAGAAUGAACUAUGCUAUGGCCGAGGACCAGGCUAUCCUGAUGAAUUCGAAAGUACACGUAUUAUUGGAGAGAGACAAUUCAAUAAAGCUGUGGAUCUGUUUAACACAGCAUCUGAGCAAUUAAAAGGAAAGAUUGACUAUCGCCACUCAUAUGUAGACUUCUCCCAGCUUGAGGUUACAAUUCCUAAAGAAGGAGGAGGUUCUGAGGUAGUUAAAACAUGCCCUGCUGCAAUGGGAUUUGCUUUUGCAGCAGGAACAACUGAUGGCCCUGGGGCAUUCGAUUUUAAGCAAGGAGAUGACAAGGGAAAUCCUUUCUGGAGGCUUGUGCGCAACUUACUUAAAGCUCCUGAUAAAAAACAAGUAGAGUGUCAUUCUCCAAAGCCCAUCUUGUUAGAUACUGGUGAAAUGAAGCAACCGUAUGAUUGGGCGCCUUCAAUACUUCCAGUACAGAUCCUUCGGAUAGGACAGCUAGUCAUUCUCAGUGUACCUGGAGAAUUUACGACAAUGUCUGGAAGGCGGCUUCGAGAUUCUGUAAAAACCAUGCUUACAAGCAGCGGUAGUGGAGAAUUUGGUAGUAACACUCAUGUUGUCAUUGCUGGGUUGACCAAUACAUAUUCACAGUACAUUACUUCCUUCGAGGAGUACCAGAUUCAGAGAUAUGAGGGUGCCUCCACGCUGUAUGGUCCGCACACACUCAGUGCCUACAUUCAGGAGUUCCAGAAGCUCGCAAGUGCUCUUAUCAAAGGCCAAACUGUUGAACCUGGCCCGCAACCUCCUGAUCUUCUAAAGAAACAAAUAAGCUUUCUCACUCCUGUUGUAAUGGACUCUACCCCUGCUGGUGUAAAUUUCGGGGAUGUCAGCUCUGAUGUUCCGGCUAACUCAACUUUUAAGAGAGGUAGCACGGUGACUGUGGUCUUCUGGUCAGCUUGCCCCAGGAACGAUCUCAUGACAGAAGGUACAUUCGCUCUUGUUGAGAUACUCCAAGGGAAGGGUACAUGGGUUCCAACUUAUGAUGAUGACGAUUUCUGCCUUCGGUUUAAGUGGUCAAGACCUUCGAAACUAAGCCCCCGAAGUCAAGCAACCAUCGAAUGGACAAUCCCUCCAUCUGCCUCGCUAGGAGUUUACAGAAUAAGACAUUUUGGUGCUGCGAAACGGCUUAUGGGAUCGAUUCAGCAUUUCACGGGUACAUCCAGUGCUUUUGUGGUAGCAUGAUGAAAUAGAUAAACUAUAUGUACACACGUAUGGCAGCUUAGAUGUUUCAUUUUUGUUGCGCUUUAUAUGUAACGAGUUGCCAUUAGACUAUAGCACGUCGAAUCUGUAAUGCUGAAACUCGUCUAGCUCAUUUGAUUUCCUCUUCAGAACAUGAAAUUUCGGAUGAAUUAAAA
Gossypium arboreum is the source of this 2960-nucleotide messenger RNA. RefSeq names its product neutral ceramidase 1. Gene Ontology annotation, cellular component: extracellular region. The coding region runs from base 451 to 2787 and encodes 778 amino acids. Gene Ontology annotation, biological process: sphingosine biosynthetic process; ceramide catabolic process; long-chain fatty acid biosynthetic process. Gene Ontology annotation, molecular function: N-acylsphingosine amidohydrolase activity. NCBI's taxonomy places the organism in Eukaryota, Viridiplantae, Streptophyta, Magnoliopsida, Malvales, Malvaceae. The transcript has 10 exons. The record is from RefSeq and is a predicted model, not a curated record.